CUGGCUGGGCGGGACAUGGCCUGGUGGCCGAUCGGAUCGUCUCUGUUCGCCAGUUCAGAGGGUUCAGGCCUGUUCAUCGGUCUGGCCGGUACUGGAGCUGCUGGAGGCAUCGCUGUCACCGGCUUCGAAUGGAAUGCCACCUAUGUGCUGCUGGCUCUGGCCUGGAUAUUUGUGCCAGUCUACAUCUCCUCAGGGAUCGUGACGAUGCCCGAAUACCUGGGACGUCGAUUUGGAGGAGAGAGAAUCCGAACAUACCUGGCCGUCCUCUCGCUGAUGUUGUCUGUCUUCACAAAGAUAUCAACCGACCUGUAUUCUGGAGCCUUGUUUGUUCAGGUGUGUCUGGGAUGGAACCUCUACCUGUCCACCGUCCUCAUGCUAGUGGUCACUGCUCUCUACACUAUCGCAGGUGGCCUCGCUGCUGUCAUCUACACAGACACUCUACAGACAGUUAUCAUGAUUGUGGGUGCAGUUAUCCUAGCAAUUACUGCUUUCAACAAGAUCGGUGGCUACAGCAACCUGGAGCAAGUGUACAGCAUAGCAGUGCCGAGUAAGAUUAUUCCCAACAGCACCUGCCACCUGCCUCGGCAAGACGCCAUGCACCUGUUCAGAGAUGCCGUCACCGGAGACCUGCCUUGGCCCGGCAUGACUCUGGGGCUCACCAUACUGGCCACCUGGUACUGGUGCACCGACCAGGUCAUUGUGCAACGGUCGCUGUCUGCUAAGAACAUGAGUCACGUAAAAGGCGCAUCCAUCCUGGCGGCCUAUCUGAAGAUACUGUCCUUCAUCUUCAUCGUCCUUCCUGGCAUGAUCAGCAGAGCCCUUUAUCCAGACUCGGUCGGAUGUGUGGAUCCAGAGGAGUGUGUUCGAGUGUGUGGAGCUGAGGUGGGAUGCUCCAACAUCGCCUUCCCCAAACUGGUCAUUGAGCUCAUGCCAAGUGGUUUGCGUGGACUCAUGAUAGCUGUGAUGAUGGCCGCUCUGAUGUCCUCGCUGACCUCCAUCUUCAACAGUAGCUCCACACUCUUCACCAUGGACAUCUGGAAGAAGCAUCGACCGCGAGCCACAGAGAGGGAGCUGCUGCUGGUCGGCAGGAUUGUGACUGUGAUCCUGGUGGUGGUGAGCGUUGUAUGGAUCCCCAUCCUUCAGUCGGCCAACAGUGGGCAGUUGUACGUUUACAUCCAGUCGGUGACGAGCUACCUGGCUCCACCCGUCACUGCUGUCUUCACUCUGGCCGUCUUCUGGAAGAGGACCAACGAGCAGGGUGCGUUCUGGGGCCUGAUGGUGGGUUUGGUGGUGGGAGUGUGUCGGAUGGUGCUGGAGUUCGCCUUCCCUCCACACCGAUGUGGCGUUGUGGAUUCAGCUCCCACAGUGCUCCGCAGCGUCCACUACCUGCACUUCGCCAUCCUGCUCUGUGGACUCACUGCUAUCGUGGUUGCCGUGGUUUCACUGCUCACGCCACCGCCCACCCACGAGCAGGUGUGUAACCUCACCUGGUGGACGAUAACUGAAGAGCCACAGAGAGAAAUCCCUCUGCAGAAAGUGUCCUCUGUCAGCCACCGUAGCUCCCAGGGCUCUGAACCAGCCCGGCGGGUGACGUGUGGUCGUGGGACAGGAUUGUGUAUCGCAGCGGUGCGGCAGUCGGACGAUUCUCCGUCUCCCAGAGUUCCCAGUGUCCGAGAGAGUGUGUUCUGGUCUCGGUUCUGCUGCAUCAACGCCAUCCUCCUGGUCAGCAUUAACAUUUUUCUGUACGCCUACUUCGCCUGAGUGGAGGAUCAGAUUUAACAUCCUGCCUCGCCCUCCUGCUCCACCACAUGAACUGGAAACUCCACCCGCCUGCAAAAACUGAUCUGUUUAUAUCAGUAGGUACAAAAACAAAUGCAUCUUUACGGAGAUUUCUGCUGAACCCUGAAGGCAAUGUGCAUUUAACAAUAUAUAUAAAAAUAUAUAGAUGUAGCUAAAAAUACUAAAAAUCACCAACAUUUAGGAGUAGAAAAUAGACACACACACCCCAAAGGAUUUAACAGCCAAGAUUAUAAACAUAAAUCAGACCAAAAAAAAAAAAAAUCACAGGAAUAAAAUGUUUGAUGACACCACAAGGAAACAUGACAGGAAUUCCCAAUAAAAAUAUUUUUUUUUAAUUUUCUAAAUAAAAUUUAAAACAUGGGUCUCUAAUUUAUAAAAAAUAAAAUAAGUAAAAAUAAAAUACAGAGGAUAUUCAAAUGAAACCGUUACACCAGUGCGCGUUCUUAUUUGAACAUAAAAUCAAAGUAAAAAGACUUUUUAUCUUCUUCUUUCUUAAAUAAUCAGAAUUCUGGCAGUGAUCUCAAUUAAAUGCAAUUCAGAAAAUCAACUCAUUUAAAGAUUUUUUUUUUAGAAAACCCUGUAAACAGAAAGCUGCAGUAAACUAAACAUAACAGGCUGGCUGCUGGAAUUAUUUAUAAUCACCUUAUUAUAGACACACAGCUUAAAAAUGUUUGGAAUUUUUUAAUUUCUAAACUUUAUCCUCUUUUCAAAGCUUUUUUUAAAUGUAAGGUUUAAAAGGAUUUUUAUUUGCAGUUAAACAUGUCAUCAAAUUUAAAGCUCAAAAAUGUAUAGUAGUAAGAAUAUGUGGUUUAGUUUGUUUGUGACUUUAAUUUUAUUUUGAAAUUAUACUCAUUCAGUUAAUGUUUCCUGCAUUAUAUAAAUAUGUUUGUGUCUGUGAUGAUAUUUAGCUCAUUUUCAACAGAAAUUUCAGAUUUUCCUGGCAUGACAUAUUAUUUUAUAUGAGAAUUAUUACUGUCAUGCAAAUUUAAACAUGACACACUUCAUUUUGCUUAAUAUUCAAGAGUGCAGUUUCAUAUCAUCCAAACAAAAAAAAAUAUGUAUACACCCCUGUCAAAGGUUUUGAGACACUUUCUCAUUCAAAUAAAUUAGAACCUGUCGCAAAACUUUUGACAGGGGGUGUAGACAUAUGGAAAUUUUUCAUUCAUUUUUUUACUAUUACAAGUUAUCAGAACUAAAAAUUGUAAAUCAGCUCAACAACAGAGCUUCACAAAGGAAAUUAUGACGACUCACUGUGUUUGUUUCUGACUAUUCUGGUGUAAUUCCUUAGGAAAUAUUAAGUACUGAGUGUUGGAUGUGAAAAAUUGUCUUGACAAAUGUUUAUUUUUCUUGUGAUAUCUCAAAUAAAUGAAAGAUAUGUGCAGCACA
This is a messenger RNA of Acanthochromis polyacanthus (spiny chromis), 3186 nucleotides long. RefSeq names its product solute carrier family 5 member 10 (gene slc5a10). Gene Ontology annotation, molecular function: D-glucose:sodium symporter activity. The transcript has 14 exons. The record is from RefSeq and is a predicted model, not a curated record. NCBI's taxonomy places the organism in Eukaryota, Metazoa, Chordata, Actinopteri, Pomacentridae. Gene Ontology annotation, cellular component: plasma membrane. Bases 16 to 1761 code for a protein of 581 amino acids. Gene Ontology annotation, biological process: transmembrane transport.